GUUGCUGCAGAGUAUCCAAACUCGAAGUUCUACGCAAUUGAUUUUACCACACAAAAUUCCAAUGAUAACAAUGUUACAUUUAUUAGUUGUGACAUUCAUCAGGUGUUACCAUUUCCUGAUAAUGAAUUUGAUUAUGUUUUUUCCAGAAAUAAAACAGAUUUCUUUACAAAUAAUAAUUUUCAAGGAUUUUUAUUUGAGGUCUUUAGAGUAUUAAAGCCAGGAGGUUGGUUUGAGAUUGUACAUUCACUUCGUGUUGAUGAUGAUGCUCGUGGGCCAACCUUUAGACGAAUGGAUGCUGCACGUGUUUCGUGGUACAAAGAACGUGGAAUUGAUAUUGAUCUAAUAACACGCUUAGAAGAUUAUCUUAAAAUGACUGGAAAGGCCGAAUUUAUAUCAUCUCAAACAGUAAAACUUCCGCUUGGAGGUGAUGGUUAUGGAGAGUUUGCUCGCGAAGCUGCUUUGAACUAUAUAAAAUUAAUGAAAGAAUUGUUUGCGCCUUAUCUGGGAGUUUCAUUUGAAGAAUAUGACCGCAUGGCAAACGAGAUUGAAAAUGAAACGAAAGAAAAACGUGGAGAGAUAUUUUCCAGAGCAAAAAGG
This is a messenger RNA of Dentiscutata erythropus, 597 nucleotides long. Lineage: Eukaryota; Fungi; Glomeromycota; Glomeromycetes; Diversisporales; Gigasporaceae. The record is from the annotation of a GenBank genome assembly.